Molecule: messenger RNA, 2581 nt
Organism: Stereum hirsutum FP-91666 SS1
Lineage: Eukaryota; Fungi; Basidiomycota; Agaricomycetes; Russulales; Stereaceae
Product: DUF803-domain-containing protein
Exons: 8
Coding region: 90-2510 (806 amino acids)
Biological process (GO): magnesium ion transport
Cellular component (GO): membrane
Molecular function (GO): magnesium ion transmembrane transporter activity
Source: RefSeq, a predicted model, not a curated record
CCUUUCCCUGCAGUCUACAUACCUAUACCCGCUAGUCUACUCCGGUUAUAGUCGAGCUCUUGUCCGAGCUCGUAGAUUGACGAGCUACGAUGUCGCCUCUUUCUAAUGCUAUGAACCUGAUAAUCGGCAAUAGCAAUAGCACUCGCGCUCCCUUCCCCGAACUAAUGAACUCGACAUCCUGGCACAUUUUCUCGGGCCUGGAAGAUAUUGGCGCGGGAUUCGGAUUCCCUAAUCUCUCUAGAAGCACCGUCGCGGGUAUCAGUGCCGCAAUCGCUGGCAAUAUGCUCAUUAGUCUGGCGUUGAACCUACAGAAGCUGGCGCAUCGGAGGUUGGAGAGGGAAUGGGAGGAGCGGAACCCCUGGGCUGAGGAACAUGCUAAUGGGAUGGAGCUAGAUGGUGAUGGUGAAGAAGAUGAGGGUGACGGUGUGGAUGGGGCUAGUGAGGGGAGUAGUGUGAGGACUGAAAGAGCUGUGAGGAGGGAUGACGUUGAUGAUCGAGAUAGGGCUGGGAAUGAGGAGGAAGAGAGACGGAGUGUUGAUGAGUUGUUGUUUAGAGAGUCGGAAGCUUGGAAGUCGCCACCUUCGACUGCAUCGUUGACACUCUCACCGCUGCCGUCUCACCUUCAACCGGGCACUAUAACGAAUGCGGACGUCGACAUCAAUUCACAACCAUUUCCUGCCGUUUCGGUCGUGCCUUCGCCCCUGGCCACGCCUCCCAUUCAGCCCCAAAAUGGACACCGCUCGUACGGUGCCAUCGUCACUGAAGUUCCUACCGAAAAUGUCAGUGUUGCGUCAAAUGGUCAUGAUGCUGAUGAAGGUGGAAGGGGACAGGCUAGGAAGGGAUUGAGAACUUUGUUGAGGUGGAGGCCGACACGGAAAGUUAAAGCAGUGAAUGGGAACGGAGAGACGCAUGAGAGAUUGAAGACGGUAGGUGAAGAGGAUCCUCUGCUUGAGGAUCAUGAAGAGGAAGGUGAGAACGGGAAUGUUAUGAAUGAGGAGGGUAGGGAAUCAGAAUCGAGAUACCUAAAAUCAAAGCUCUGGUGGUGCGGCUUCUUGCUCAUGAACAUUGGUGAAUGUGGCAACUUCAUCUCCUACGCGUACGCGCCUGCGUCUAUCGUAGCCCCACUCGGAACAUUCGCUCUGAUAGCGAAUUGCGUCUUCGCUCCUCUCAUCCUCAAAGAACGUUUCCGUAAGCGCGACCUAUUCGGCAUAACUCUCGCCAUAAUCGGUGCAAUCACGGUCGUCCUCUCCUCCAACACCUCCGAAACCCGCCUUUCACCUUCCGGCCUCAUCAAAGCUAUCUCUCAACGUGCAUUCCUCGUAUAUUCCCUCGUAUACGUCACGGCUGCGGUCGUCCUUGCUGGCCUGUCGAGGGGACGGUUAGGGAGGCAGUAUGUGUUUGUGGACGUUGGAUUGUGUGCUCUAUUCGGUGGAUUUACAGUAUUGGCGACCAAGGGCGUAUCGACACUGCUCACGAUGGAGUGGAUAAAAAUCUUCACGGAAUGGAUAACGUAUCCUAUCCUUGCGGUCUUGAUAGGUACUGGAGUCGGUCAAAUCAAGUAUCUUAAUCGUGCACUCAUGCGAUUCGACGCGAAAGUCGUCAUCCCGAUCCAAUUCGUCCUCUUCAACCUCUCCGCGAUAACAGGCUCCGCCAUCCUCUACCGCGAUUUCGAAAAAGCGCAGUUCCACCAGUUCGUGACGUUCGUCUACGGGUGUGGAGCCACCUUCGCCGGCGUGUGGGUCAUCGCUUGGGACCCGAAUUCGUCGUCGUCGUCGAGGAGCGCGUCAAAUAAUUCCAGAUCGAGGACUGCGCCUGCUUCUGGAGCGGAAGACGGGGAUCGACUGGCUGAGGAAGGGGGUGCGGAGUUGGAGAUAUCGAUGGCCGUUGGAAGGGGGGCUGGGGCGGAUGGUGGUGCGGGUGCGGGUGCGGGCGCAGGGCAAACCGCGCCUGGGAGCGUGGCGAGUAGCUAUGGGAGGAGGCAGAGGACGGGAAGUAUGGGGAGGAGGAAGGGGAUUAUGGGUGUGUUCGAUUUGAUGGAAGGGGAGGAACUCGAUGUUGGAGCGGUCGGGAGUAUGCCCGUGCUGAGGACGAGACAUUCGGCGAUCAGUUUGGUGGGAAUUUCGCCUGCGCAGCGGCUGCUCCUCGUACACACUCCUCCGCGGGACGACGACAUUUGGUCAUACUCCGGCUCCUCACCACACCAGGACGUCGAACGCGGGGUGACAGCCACUCCAAGCACGUCAGGCCAAGGGUUGGAGUCGCGAAGAAGGGCGGUUAGCUGGGUGGGAGAGGAACGGGGAGGGUCUAACAGCCCACAUGCGUACGGACGACAGGGCGGCCGGAGGGCGCUUCGGUCGUCGUUACCUGCGCCUCCGGCUGGGAUGAGGAACGCAACUGCGAGUGUUGGGAGCCCCGGUCAGCCUACGAGGACGCGGACGAGGUCUUCGACGAGAGAGAGGGCAGAAGGGAGCGAGGGUGGGAGUAGGCGCAGUAGUAGAUCGAGGAGCUAGGACUUUCGUAGCGGCACAAGGACCUUGGAAUGCAUGAUGUACUAGAGGUGUAGGAGUAUAGUAUGUUCCAG